Messenger RNA from Trichosurus vulpecula (common brushtail), 1656 nucleotides. Its product is annotated as solute carrier family 22 member 11-like. The coding region runs from base 1 to 1656 and encodes 551 amino acids. The record is from RefSeq and is a predicted model, not a curated record. The transcript has 10 exons. Gene Ontology annotation, cellular component: membrane. Lineage: Eukaryota; Metazoa; Chordata; Mammalia; Diprotodontia; Phalangeridae. Gene Ontology annotation, biological process: transmembrane transport. Gene Ontology annotation, molecular function: transmembrane transporter activity.
AUGGCCUUUGAGGAUCUCCUACCUAAAGUUGGAGAUAAGGGAAGAUUCCAGAUCCUUCAGGUCACUUCUUUUGCUAUCUCUUUAAUAUUCAUAGGUAGCCAUUUUCUGAUAGAGAACUUCACUGCCUUUGUCCCUGAGCACCGGUGCUGGGUUCACUUCCUUGACAAUACCUCGGAUUUGCUCAAUGUCAGUGGGGAUCUUAAUUUUAGCUCCUUACUAAAGCUUUCCAUCCCCCUGGAUUCCAAUGGGAAAGUAGAAAGGUGUCGCCGAUUCCUCUGGCCACAGGGGCAGCCCUUGGAUCCAAAUGUCACAGGACAAAACCUGAGCCAGCUAGAGAUGGAGCCAUGUGUGGAUGGCUGGGUCUAUGAUCAAAGCCUCUUCACUUCUUCCAUUGUGACUGAGUGGGACCUGGUGUGCGACUCCCAGACACUGAAGUCCUUGCCUCAGUCAAUAUUCUUUGCUGGGAUUCUGGUGGGAUAUCUCAUAUGGGGCUAUUUCUCAGACAGGUUUGGGAGAAAAGGGAUGCUGUCCCCAAGUUACCUCAUGCUGGCUGUUUCUAGCAUUGGGGUUGCCUUUGCCCAGUCAUUCCCAGUUUACUGUUGUCUUCGCUUCCUGCUUGGGUUUUCAAUAUCAGGAGCCACACUUGGCAGUGGGACCCUCGUCCUGGAAUGCACCGCCAGCCAGUACCGGCCCCUGGUAGUAAUCAUGUUUGGUGUAUGCAUCAGCCUCGGCCAACUCUUUAUUGGGGUUCUGGCCUAUGGCAUCCAGGAAUGGCGGAAACUCCAGCUGGUAGUGUCUGCUCCCUCCUUUGCCUUCUUCUUGGCUACUUGGUGGUUGCCAGAAUCUGCUGGAUGGCUGAUUGUCCACAACAAAUAUGAUGAUGCCUUAAAGGUGCUCAGGAAAGUCGCAAAAAUCAAUGGAGUAAAGGAUGAGACCCUGACUGUAGAGGCUUUGAGAUCCACUGUGGAAAUGGAGCCGGUUGCAGCAGAGACCCAUUACACCAUGUUGGAUUUGGUCUGCUUACCCAUUCUGCGUACAAGAAUCCUCUGUUUGUCCUUUGCAGGUUUCACAACAAGAAUGCUUUUUUAUGGGCUCUCUCUGGAUCUUCAGAACCUGGGGAGCAAUAUUCAAAUGCUCCAGGUUCUUUUUGGAGCUUCUGCCUUCCUAAGCAGGGUUGGGGGCUUGUUCGUCAUGAACCGCCUUGGCCGUCGAACAAUAGCAGUGGCCUGCCUCCUUCUUGCUGGACUGUUCAUACUUCCCAGUGCAUUUCUGCCUCAAGGAAUUUUGCGUGUGGUUUUGGCAAUACUAGGAAUCACCUGUAUUGUGAUCUGCAUUUCCAGUGAUGGUGUCUAUUCUACAGAGCUCCUACCCACCGUAGUCAGGAACACAUGCAAGGGAUUUAUUUUCACGGGAGAUAGAAUUGGGGCAAUGCUGGCCCCAUUAGUGAAUACACUCAGGCACAACAUUGCAGCCCUGCCUCAGAUCAUCUUUGCCAUCAUAGCCAUCACUGCCAGUCUUUUGGUCUUCUUCUUCCUCCCUGAAACUCAGAACCAGCCAAUGCCUGACACCAUCCAAGAUAUAGAACGUGGACAUUCAAGAGAAGAAGCAAGACCAAGAGAGGAGGGUGACCGUGCAGUGAAAAUAAGCCAGUUUUAA